AUGGAUAUCGUCUUUCACCCCGGUGUAAACGGGUCCGAUCCCGUUGUCGAGUUCUACCCAUAUGUUCCCUCAGCUACGGCGGGUUAUGCAUUCGUGGCCAUUUUCGGUAUUGCAACAAUCGUUCACAUUGUGCUCACGAUUCCAUUCCGCGCUGCAUACUUCAUACCCUUGAUAUUAGGAGGAAUAUGUGAAACAUUCGGUUACUACGGACGAGCAUGGUCCCAUCAAUCCCGAUUCGAAAUUAAAUCUUGGGCUUUACAAGAAAUGCUCAUUCUCUGCGCACCACCUCUUGUCGCCGCGACUGUUUAUAUGGUUCUUGGACGAAUCAUUCGCGCCUUCGAAGCAGAACACCUCUCCAGCAUGCGCGUCAAAUGGCUCACAUUCGUCUUUGUGAUGAACGAUGUCCUCUGUUUCUGCACUCAGCUCGGCGGCGCUGGCGUCCAGGUUACUGGAGACGCCAAUAUCAUGAAGAUUGGCAAGAAAGUUGUACUUGCUGGUUUGAUUUUCUCGUUGGUUGUGUUUGCGUUCUUCAUUAUGAUUGCCGUCAAGCUUCAUCUCCGGCUGAAACAAGCACCGACACCUCUAUUGAGUAUGAACCCCGAUCUUAAAUGGGUGCCGUAUAUGUGGGCGAUGUAUGUCGCUUGUUCCGCCAUGAUGCUUCGCAAUUUGGUUCGAACGAUCCAAUUCGGUGCGUCUCGGACGCAAGAUGUUAAUACGAAGGAGGUGUACAUUUACGUCUUUGAUGCGUUUCUGAUGUUUCUUUCUAUGCUUGUUUUGAUUGUCUACCACCCGGGGAAGCUCGUCAAAAAGGCCCGGCGGCUGGCAAAGGCCGGUGCAUUCGAUCGUUCUCUCCAUGUUGAUCGUGAUUCAACACAGGUUCCACUGACUCAGUGGGAGCCACGACCAAUGCAAGAGACAUGCUGA
Penicillium manginii is the source of this 924-nucleotide messenger RNA. RefSeq names its product RTA1 domain-containing protein. The record is from RefSeq and is a predicted model, not a curated record. Bases 1 to 924 code for a protein of 307 amino acids. Gene Ontology annotation, cellular component: membrane. NCBI's taxonomy places the organism in Eukaryota, Fungi, Ascomycota, Eurotiomycetes, Eurotiales, Aspergillaceae. The transcript is spliced from 2 exons.